This is a messenger RNA of Zeugodacus cucurbitae (melon fly), 716 nucleotides long. RefSeq lists its product as uncharacterized. The transcript is spliced from 3 exons. Bases 147 to 611 code for a protein of 154 amino acids. Lineage: Eukaryota; Metazoa; Arthropoda; Insecta; Diptera; Tephritidae. The record is from RefSeq and is a predicted model, not a curated record.
GUAGCAAAUUGAGUCAAACAGAAGCAACUUAUAAUUUAAAAAAUGUCAUAAACUAAAUACAAAAAAAAAAAAAAAUAAAACAUUUAAAAUACAUAUAAAUAGUUUAAAAAAUAUAAAAAUACUAAAUAGAAUUACAAAUUGUAAAAAUGACGGAAACCAAUGCUCCGAUUGCCAUCAAAUCUUCACAAAUCCACGCCUCGAUAAUACCACCAGCUGGCAAUGACGAUAAUGUGCCAUUCUCUGCACGCGAACUUCAAUUGUUGUACGAAGAAAUUUUUAAGGAUCGCAAAAAGAAAGAGGACUGGCGUGAUGACAGUCGACAUCCGAGCUAUACUAACUUCACAGUGCCUUAUCACUUCAAAUGUCGCGAUCGCUAUCACGAAAGUAAGAAGGAGUAUGAGGAACAAUUUCAGCAUGAAAUCAAUCAAUUAAUGAAUAAUCUGAACACGGCAUACGAAGCUGCACGUUUCAAUCGCCAUUUGUGCAUCACUUCAUUGUGGCCGCCACUGCACAAUCGUGCUGAACUUAUACAUACGCAUCGUUACUAUUUUCGUCUGCGAUCCGAACAAAAGCGACGAUUACAUCAAAUUUUUGCUACCAAUUUUCAGUAACUAACUUAACAUUAUGUGGUUUACGAUACUAUGCGUUGAACAUACUAUUCUCACUAACGCAAUGAUUAUCAGACCCACUGUAAUGGAAAAACAUUUAUAUUCCUA